GAGAAGUCUGCGUGACGGAAACUCAGCGGCUGUGUCCUAGGAUCGUACAGUUCGCGUAUUUUGUACUUUAAAUCUGUCCUGUUUUGUUUUUUUCGUGUUUUGUUAGCGAAAGUAAGCAAGUGACGCUUUGACAUAUCAAACAGAGCGAGGCAUUGUGGACAGUCGUCGCUUUUCGGUUUUGUCAAAAGCGAAAGUAAACAGAAGAGAGCGCGUGAAGCCAUGGCUGACAGUGUGGAUGAAGACAUGUCGGAGGAGCCUUUGGCCCUCCAGCAGGACCUGACCUGCGUUGUGUGUCAGGGCAUCUUCAAGGACCCCGUGCUGCUGCCCUGUACCCACAGCUUCUGUCGGGAGUGUCUGCAGAGAAGUAUGCAGUACAAGCGGGCUUGCCCCUUGUGCAGGGAGGUGUUUGAGAAAGGGCAGGAUAUCUCCAACCGUGCGCUCCGCGACGCCUGUGAGACCUUCCUCAAACAUCCAGACUGGUGGCCGAACCAGAAACCGACCAGUGGGGACGCCUGUAACCUGCACCUGAAGCCGCUGAGUCUCUACUGUGAGAAGGACGAGGAGCCGGUGUGUGUGGACUGUGUCACUCUACACAACACACACAGGCUGUGGUCUCUGCAGGAUGGAGCGCCAAUAUGUAAGAGGGAGCUGGGCUACAAAGUCCAGAUUUUUGAAAAGAAGGUGGAGUCACACAAGAAAAUGACGCAUAAACUGGCAGAAGCAGUGAAACACAUCAAGUGGCAAGCUGAGCAGGCGGAGAAGCAGAUCAAGGAAGAGUUUCAGAGGCUUCACGAGGCGCUUGUCAAAGAAGAAGCUCUGCGUCUCAAUGCUCUGGCUACCGAGGAGGAGCAGAAGAUUGCUGCCAUACAGGAGCUGAUUGCCACCACAAAGACGGACGUAGCCGACCUGAAUAAGCUCAUUGAGACUCUGAAGAAAGAGAUGGGCAAUGAGGAUCUGCCCCUCCUGCGGAAUUUCCAGAAUUUAAAAAGACAAGCCCAGUGGACUCGUGAAGACCCUCGUCUCUCUGAUGACUCUCUUUUGAAUAUGGGAAGGCAUGUUGGUGCUUUGAGCUUCAAUAUCUGGAAGAAGAUGCAGGCCCAUGUCAAAUACAAUCCUGUGGUGUUGAACCCAAACACGGCCUCUCCGUGGCUGUGCUUGAAUGCUGACCUGACCAGUGUGAAGGAAAGCUCAGAGCGGCUGACCGCCCCCGACAACCCGGAGCGCUUUGAUCCCUGCAUCUUUGUCCUGGGUGCUGAAGGCUACACCUCUGGGAAACACAGAUGGGAUGUCAUUGUCGGUGACAACCCCAAAUGGAUUGUGGGAGUGUGCAAAGAGUCAGUGGCCCGUAAAAAGAAGUUCACGGUCUCUACGAACCGUGGUGUGUGGUCCAUAGGACUGAGCAAAGGGGUGUACUCUGUCUUAACACCUGAACGUACAGAGCUGCAGGUGCAGCAGCGUCCCGAGAGGAUCCGCAUCAAGCUAAAUAUAGAUAACGGAGAGGUGUCAUUUUGGGAUGGGGGAACAGCAAAGCACCUGAUCACUUUAACACACAAGUUUGAAGAGAAGAUGUUUCCUAUUUUUGGCCCUGGGCUCCAUAGCACACCAAUGAUUCUGGCUCCAGGAAAAAUGGCUGUCCACACCUCAUGAUGGGCCAGAAUACUGCAGAAGGAUGGUUGUUGAUUGAAAAUAAGAAUAACCUUUUUCAGAUAAAAUGCUUUUUUGAAAAGCUCAUCAACACUUUACCGGUCAAAACAA
This is a messenger RNA of Chelmon rostratus (copperband butterflyfish), 1755 nucleotides long. RefSeq names its product tripartite motif containing 35-28 (gene trim35-28). The transcript has 6 exons. The record is from RefSeq and is a predicted model, not a curated record. NCBI's taxonomy places the organism in Eukaryota, Metazoa, Chordata, Actinopteri, Chaetodontiformes, Chaetodontidae. Gene Ontology annotation, molecular function: protein binding; zinc ion binding. Bases 220 to 1647 code for a protein of 475 amino acids.